This is a messenger RNA of Procambarus clarkii (red swamp crayfish), 5113 nucleotides long. Its product is annotated as SEC23-interacting protein. NCBI's taxonomy places the organism in Eukaryota, Metazoa, Arthropoda, Malacostraca, Decapoda, Cambaridae. The record is from RefSeq and is a predicted model, not a curated record. Gene Ontology annotation, cellular component: cytoplasm; COPII-coated ER to Golgi transport vesicle. Gene Ontology annotation, molecular function: glycerophospholipase activity; metal ion binding.
UGAUGGUCGCUGUUGUUAUGAUGGCGGUGAUGACGUCACGUCCGGCGACCAAGAUGGCCGGCGUGAACCCUCUGUUGGUGUCUGCCAGCGGCGGCGCCUCCCUCCACGGCCUCCAGCAGGCCCCCGCGCUCCUCGUCCCGCCCUCCUCAGGUCACGAAGUAGGAGCAGAUAGCCGUGUGGAGCAGAGUGGAUCGGUGUCUCCGGUACAAGAUGUAGCAGCAGUUGUAAACACAAGUACUGCUGGCUCUCGGUUUCAAGCAUCAAGUACAGGAGAGUAUCGAGUAGCUGGAGGGGUGUACUCUCCUGUUCCUGUCACCCCCUACGGGCCUGCUCAGUCAGCGUCGAUGCAGUCCGUUGUAGCGCCGAGUGGAGUGCAUCCCCAAGCAACGGCUCCAUCACCUCUUGUACUGUCCCCUACGAUAUCGAGUGGAGAAGCCUUUAAGGCCCAGUUUACUACUGCUGGUUCACAGUCUGUUGGUUCUUCUGCCAGUCUGUCGUUCAGCAGUUCGCCUCACCCUCAUCAGUUCCUCUCUGGUAAACGCGCUAAUAGCCUAUAUUACACUCCAGUUGGUCCACCCCCAUCUACGACACUUCCUGUUGAUCCGCUCCCAUCUACUACACUACCUGUUGAUCCACCCCCAUCUAUGACACUUCCUGUUGAUCCGCCCCCGUCUACUACCCCUCCUGUUGGUCUACCACCAUCCGCUACCCCUCCUGUUGGUCCACCAUCUGCUACCCCUUCUGUUGGUCCACCACCAUCUGCUACCCCCCCUGUUGGUCCACCAUCUGCUACCCCUUCUGUUGGUCCACCACCAUCCGCUACCCCUCCUGUUGGUCCACCAUCUGCUACCCCUUCUGUUGGUCCACCACCAUCUGCUACUCCUCCUGUUGGUCCACCACCAUCUGCUACUCCUCCUGUUGAUCCACCACCGUCUGCUACCCCUUCUGUUGGUCCACCACCAUCUGCUACCCCUCCUGUUGGUCCACCACCAUCUGCUGCACCUGUUGGUCCGUUACCCUCUGCUGCUACUCCUGUUGGUCCGCCCUCAUCUGCUGCCUCUCCUGUUGGUCCACCACCAUCUGCUGCCUCUCCUGUUGGUCCACCACCCUCUACUACACCUGUUGGUCCACCACCCUCUACUACCUCCUUAUUUGGCCCACCAUCCUCUACUACUUCCUUAUUUGGCCAACCACCCUCUUCUACCUCUUCAUUUGGGCCACCACCCUCUUCUAUCUCCUCAUUUGGCCCACCGCCCUCUGCUACCUCCUCAUUUGGCCCACCGCCCUCUGCUACCUCCUCAUUUGGCCCACCGCCCUCUGCUACCUCCUCAUUUGACCCACCGCCCUCUGCUACCUCCUCAUUUGGCCCACCACCCUCUGUUAUUACUGCUGCUGCAACGUUUCCCAAUGGCACCUUGUUGCAGGGAAGCUCCACCGCCGACAGAGUAGGGGCUCUCUCCAACCCUGCAACACGCCAGUUUGGUCCGCCUGCUGUUGGGCACAUCCCCCUGGGCCCACCACCAGUGGCCCCAAGGACUGUCUCGCCCUCUUUGGGUCCACCCCCAGUCGGGCUCACCCCUGCUGACCUCGGUCUCGGAGCAAAACACAAGAAGGGCAGUAGUGCCCUCCGCCGACCGAGGAGCAAGUAUGUAGUGCAGCAGGUGGCCUCCAGCCCCCUCCAGCCACUCCCGUGUGCCGUCUCUCCAAGGCUUCCUCUUACUACCGUGGCACACUUUCCCUCGACGCAAACUAACAUUCCGCUCGUCCCUCCGUCUUGUCCGACACCCUUUCCACCCCCUAAUACAAACUUGUUGGCUAAUACUAUAGCGCCAGUGCCCCUCGCCAAUGUGUCGUCUCCAGCUUCGAGUGUGCCUUUUGCAGCUUCCUCGCUGGCUACUGGGCUGAGCAGCAUCAGUCUUGAAAGGAAGUUGUCGGAGGCUGCACUAGAACAAUCGACAUCUGGCCCUCCCAGAACCUCCUUCACUCCGGAUCAUUCCUCCGUGAUUCCUCCAUCUUUUGAGAAUAUGGCUGGCAACCCAGCGAUGUCGGGAAGUGUUUACCACCCGGUGAUACAUCACUGGUUCUACGCAGUGGGUCGGAAACAAGUUUGGAGGCCGUUUAGCUUCUCUGAUUCGUUUAACCUGGAAGAAGCAUAUCUGCAAGAGAGUGCCGAGCUGGUGCCCACAGAAGGCGGCCGGUAUGACGUGAGUGUUAAGGAGCGUACUCGUAAAGCAGUGUACUGGGAGCAGGAUGAGCCAAGCCACAUUCGUCGUUGCAGUUGGUUCAAAAAAAGUCCCCUUGAUGCCCAGCCUCUUCCGUACGACGAAGAAGUUGCCGAACAGCUGGAAAGAGAGUACCAGGAUGCAGUCACGUCGGGUCAGUGGCAUCGGCAAAUUGAUCUGAAGGGUGGCGACAGGAUCAUGAUCCACUCUCCCCGCGCCAUGAUCCAUUACAUCGGUGCGGGUGAGGAGGGAGAGUUUCCCACCGGCGUCUCGGUCCAUGCCUCCCAAGCACCUUUAACUGUAAAACGUGGCACUGAGGAUUUUGAAAUUGACGAUGGUGAGGCGGAAAACGUGGAUCAUCUAGUGUUCUUAAUACAUGGAAUAGGCUCUGUGUGUGAUCUUCGCUUCAGACCUGUGGAGGAGUGUGUUGAUGAUUUCCGGAGACUGGGUCAGAAGCUACUGUCUUCACACUUCAAGCAGUCGGUGGACAUGGGUGUUGUUGGGCGCGUUGAGAUCCUGCCCAUAUCCUGGCACAAGGCAUUGCAUGGUGAUGCCACAGGGAUUGAUGAGAAGUUGAAGCCCAUCACCCUGCGCUCCAUACCUAAACUACGAGAGUUCACCAACGACACCAUUAUGGACGUGCUGCUCUUUAACAGCCCCAUCUACUGCCAGCACAUUAUGGAUACAGUAGCAUCGGAGUUAAACCGCCUGCACGCAUUAUUCUGCCAACGGAAUCCCUCGUUCAGUGGACUGGUGUCGUUGGGUGGCCACUCGCUUGGGUCAGUCAUCUUGUUUGACCUCCUCAUGCAUCAGUCGCCCGAGUUGAACGAAGCAUUUCACAGCACGUUAUCAUCCCCUCAGGAUGAUCACGAUGACUGCAAGCGAGAGAACCGUAGUUCCGUAACAUCGCCAGUAGACUACAUCAUGGGAGGAGCAGGCACGGGCCAACCGUCCAUCGUAUAUCCCCAUAUUAGCUUCAAACCAGAAGCCUUUUUCCUCAUGGGUUCUCCGAUUGCUAUGUUCAUAACUGUUCGUGGUAUAGAGACCAUUGGCCCAGACUUCGAGCUUCCCACGUGCAAAAGGGUCUUCAAUAUUUUCCAUCCAUUUGAUCCUGUGGCGUAUCGACUGGAGACGCUGAUUGAUCCUAGCCUCAUUGAGGUUCGACCUGUUCUUGUACCCCACCACAAGGGACGGAAGCGGAUGCAUCUUGAGUUAAAGGAAACCAUUGAGCGUGUGGGAACAGAAUUCAAGCAGAAAAUAGUGGACUCAAUUCAGAGCACAUGGAAUAGAUUGUAUCAGUUCUACAGCGGUGGACCAAGCCGCAGCCUGGAGCAGCAUGUAGAUGAGGCACUGGCAGAUCGACUCUAUCUAGAGGAGGAGGACGGGCCUGCAGGCAGCAGUGGUGGUGGGGAGCUAAAGAUCUCUGUGGGCCAUCUCAAUGGGGGUAAAAGGAUCGAUUACGUGUUACAAGAGAAGCCGUACGAGAGCUUCAACGAGUACAUUUUUGCUCUUCAAGCCCACGUUACAUACUGGGAGUCUGAAGACACCAUGCUUCUCAUCUUGAAGGAGCUGUAUGAACCUCAAGGGAUUCUAAGUGACGUAGAAAUCAACAGCAAGCAGUCUCCAUCGGCGGGACAAACUGUGCCUGAUGGUGACCCUGGACGAGGGUCUGCUUCGCACAGCCCCUCCAACCCUCGUGCCUCCUGUGCCAGUAAUGUUGUGCAGGCCCCCAAUCAUUCCUCAGAGUCAGUGCCGCUGCUCUCUCCUGGUGCUGCAUCGCCAUCCGUCUUGUUACCGCCUACGGAGCCCGUGCCGCUGCUCUCUAUGACGACCCCCACCUCUACACAGCCACCCGUCGUGCUGCCAUCCAACACUUCACACAUGGGACCUCGGGUGAUCGGAGGCCGGCCUGUGAUGGACAUUAGUUCACAACAGACUUUGGGCAUGGACCCAACUGUCAGACCGAUGAACAGACCGGUAGUUGGCCCGCCUCCCAAGGUCCCGGGAGGAACAUUUGUUAGGGUGGCUCCUUUCAGAAGAUGAGCAAGUGCUAAGACUUUUCAUUGAAGUGAUUUCAAAUUAAUAUGUAUAUGCUAUUGCACUGAAAUUCUGUGUAUUUAUACAGUACUUGGAACAUUUUUUUCCUUACAAUGAUUUGAUGUUACUGCAAGCAUAAUUUACUUUAGAAAUGCAAAUAGGAAAAUAUUAUUUAUAGUCUGUAAAUAAGUUGGCACAUAUCUGGUGCAGUAAAUCCUCAUAUUAGUAGCACAUAUUUUGGAAGUGUUUUUGAGCCAGUAUCAGAAUAGUCUGGCAGUACUGAAGGCGGCUUCCCAGCUAACAUGAAGCUCUUAUCUUCAUAAAUUAUACAAGCUGCAUAAUUUUGCUUAUACAGGCUGCAUAAACAUAAUCGUCGUGCUUAGGUCAAAUCUCUCCAAUAACUAUUCAGUGUUGAUAAGUUGAACAUCUUCAACUUAUUUUCAACAUCAUCUUCAGUGUUGGUCUUUCAACUCUUGCACUGUGUGCAAGAUUUUUCUCAAAUGCCCAACAAGGUGCAUGGUAGGGUAUUGUGUGUCAGUUGCAAGUACAGUAUAGCAACAUUGCUCUUCAAGCUGUGAUUAGCCACAGUGGUUUGGUGAAGUUAUAGAAUAAUGGUAUAGUAGUUUGCAAGGGGUGGUAUAGUUUGGUACAUGAUGAAAAAGAGCAGGGGAUGGCAGAUAUUCUUAAAUUGCUUUUGGUACAAGCGUACAUAUUGGAAAUGUAUUUGGAGCCAGGUAUGAGGGUUUGCUGGACGUUAUGUGCUCUCAGUAAAUUCACUUUUGUUACCUCUAUCACCUCUAUAGUGAUCCCCUUUCAUAUUCUAUUUUGUUAAUAAAGUAUUAAUAUAUUUGAAA